AUGUCCACUAUAUCGUCGUUGAUAAGACACUCAGGUAAUUGGAACAAUGAAAACUGCUAUGUGAAUUUCAAAAUCGAUGCAGUGGCGUUUAAAGAAUAUUCGACAUAUAUUGAUUUAUUACAAGCAGUUGCAACUCAGCUGAAUAUAGACAUGCAACUGAAAAACAUAUACAUCAAAUAUAUAGUUGAAGGUAACGAUACGCCAAUGGAAAUACAUAAUGAUAUGAGUGUUAGGGUGUGUGUGGAAUUGAAGAAAGACAACAAACAGUUAGCGAUGUAUCCUUUGUGCAUAACUACAACUGAUAAAAAACUUUAUACUUGUGUAUCUGGUGAAAGUUGUAUUGAAGGAGGAUUUUUGCAAAUUGGUUACAUAAAACAAACAAAUGCUAUGGAAACAGUAGUGAGUGGAGACUUAGCUUCUUCAAGUUGUGGUAAUGCCGUUGUUGUGUUCGAAAACGACACAAAUCUGGUUAUAUCAGAUAAGAACCAAAAAGAGGUUGUUGUUGAUCAAGUUUACAAGGACAAAGAUACAUUGAAGGCUGUUAUGGCGAAUUAUGCAAUUUCCAACAGGUUCAAUUUUCGUGCCGAGAGGUCAAAUGCGAUAAGCUAUACACUAGUAUGUGUGUCUGAAGAGUGUGAUUGGAAAUUUAGGGCAUCGAGCGUUGGUUCACAUAUAAGAAUGCGAAAAUCCGACAAAAACGAGUUUCUGUAUCUGUUUAUAGCAUUGUAUGCAUUCAUCAAAGGGUUUGAUUGUUGUAGGCCAAUUGUUGUAGUUGACGGGAGCCACCUCAAAACAGCAUACAACGGAACGUUCGUUUCAGCAAGCACGUUAGAUGGUGCAGGUAAUAUACUUCCUUUAGCAUAUGGUGUGAUAGAUUCAGAAAAUGACAGGUCUUGGACGUGGUUCUUUGAGCGAUUCAGGGAAGCGUAUGGUGUGAGAGAGAACAUGUGUAUUGUUUCCGAUAGGCAUGAAAGCAUAAACAAAGCUGUUUCUAGAAUCUAUCCGAAUGUGCCGCAUUAUGCAUGCAUAUGGCAUCUUUGGGGUAACGUAUGUAAGAAGUAUAAGAAGAGCCAUGAUGUGUUGAGUCCCGUGUUUUAUGCAAUGGCAAAAGCAUACACGCAGGAAGAUUUUGAUGAGCUUAUGGGCAAAGUUGAGAAGGCAGAUUUUCGGGUGGCAGAGUAUUUGGAAUUGGCUGGAAGAGAGAAGUGGGCUAGAGUGUAUGCAACUGCUAACCGAGGGUGGACAAUGACUUCAAACAUAGCAGAGUGUAUUAAUCGUCACCUUGUAGCAGCAAGAGAGCUUCCUAUAUUUGAUUUUCUAGAAGAAGUGAGGAAGAUGUUUGGGAGAUGGAAUUAUAAUAACCGGAAAAAUGGUAUAUACACGUUCACAACACUCGGUAAAAAGUUUCAGGAGAUGUUGUCAAUAAAUGAGUAUCUAUGUUUACGUAUGACGGCCGAACCAUCAACCGAAUACUUGUACACGGUAUAUGAUGCAGGAAGGCGUUUCAUCGUUAACUUGGACAACAAAACGUGCAGUUGUCGGAUGUUUCAAAUAGACGAAAUUCCAUGCCCACAUGCAUGGGCUGUCAUUAAGAAGAAAAAUCUAAUGGUUGAUGAUUACUGUUUCGAAUUGUUCAAACGGCACACCGUGGUGAAGACGUAUGAUGUCGCCGUGGAUCCUCUCCCUGACGAGCGGGAAUGGAAGAUUCCAACAUACAUAUCAGAGGAUGUUGUUUUGCCACCAAGAUACAAGAGACCUCCUGGUAGGCCGAAGAAAAAGCGUGAUAAGCCGUUAUUUGAAUUGCUUCUUGGAAAAAAGAGACAUGCUUGCAUUACUUGUGGACAGACUGGACACAAUAGAAGAUCUUGUAGUAAUACUCCUAGAAGGAAAUAA
This is a messenger RNA of Lycium barbarum (goji berry), 1893 nucleotides long. RefSeq lists its product as uncharacterized. Bases 1 to 1893 code for a protein of 630 amino acids. The transcript has 5 exons. NCBI's taxonomy places the organism in Eukaryota, Viridiplantae, Streptophyta, Magnoliopsida, Solanales, Solanaceae. Gene Ontology annotation, molecular function: zinc ion binding; nucleic acid binding. The record is from RefSeq and is a predicted model, not a curated record.